Messenger RNA from Cannabis sativa, 1139 nucleotides. RefSeq names its product probable glutathione S-transferase. The record is from RefSeq and is a predicted model, not a curated record. Gene Ontology annotation, molecular function: glutathione transferase activity. Gene Ontology annotation, biological process: glutathione metabolic process. Gene Ontology annotation, cellular component: cytoplasm. The transcript is spliced from 3 exons. NCBI's taxonomy places the organism in Eukaryota, Viridiplantae, Streptophyta, Magnoliopsida, Rosales, Cannabaceae. Bases 303 to 1004 code for a protein of 233 amino acids.
UUUAAGGUUUUUCUCAAGAAAAAGAAAAAUUAUAUUUUUUUUUGUGUAAAGUACAUAAUACAAAGCGGAUUCUGAAAUAUGUUGAGCUUUAAAUUUUUUUUAAAUAUGUGUAUUUUUAAAAAAUAUACUUUUUGGGGUCUUUAGACUAGGUGAGCUCUAAGUGCGGGCCAAACUUACCUCAGCCUAAAGUCGAUCUUGUAUAUAUGUAAUAUGUUGUAUAUCUAUAGCAAAUAUAAAAAAAAAAAAACAAAAACAAAAUUGACACAUAUAUUUGUAUUUUUUGUAGAUUCUAGACAACAAAUAUGGAAGAAGUGAAAUUGAUCGGUUCGAAAAGGAGCUUAUUUUGUACGAGAGUAGAGUGGGCAUUGAAGCUAAAGGGUGUAGAGUAUGAGUAUUUGGAGGAAGAUUUGAGAAACAAAAGUCCAAUUCUUCUUAAGUAUAAUCCAAUUCUUAAGAAAGUUCCUGUUUUUUUACACUUGAACAAACCUAUAGCUGAGUCUUUAGUCAUUCUUGAAUAUAUUGAUGAAGUUUGGAAAGAGAACCCUUUGCUUCCCCAACACCCUUAUGAAAGAGCCAAAGCACGAUUUUGGGCCAAAUUUGUUGAUGAGAAGGUUUUGAUGGGAUCAUUUGAAGCUUGCAAAGCUCAAGGAGAAGGGAAAGAAAAAUUGAUAGAAUCUGCACAAGAAUCUUUAGGUUUUCUCGAGAAAGAAAUCGAAGGGAAGAAGUAUUUUUGCUUGAAGCGGGGAUGUUACAAUUUUGGAGGAGAAAGCAUUGGGUAUUUGGAUUUAGCAGUGGGUUGGAUUCCUAUAUGGCUUGAUGUAAUGGAAGAAAUUGGGGAGAUGAAGUUAAUCCAACCAGACAAAUUUCCAUGUCUUUAUCAAUGGUCUAAGAAUUUUCUUACAGAUAAUCCGGUUGUGAAAGAAUUAGCUCCGUCGAGAGAAUCUCUUCUCGAGUAUUUUCAUGCUAGUAUUGCCUAUCUUCGCUCUUUGGAAGCCAAUAAGUAGUGAAAUGAAUCUACUUAUUGGAUAAUUUAUAGAAUAAAAAUUUGUCAAGAGCUUUGUUUUUUUCUUUUUUUUUGUGUUUUCUUAAAAUUUGUUAUACGAAUGUGUUUUAUUUAAUUAGUUAGUUUAUUUCAAUUA